Messenger RNA from Drosophila kikkawai, 3007 nucleotides. Its product is annotated as GPI ethanolamine phosphate transferase 1. Gene Ontology annotation, cellular component: endoplasmic reticulum membrane. Gene Ontology annotation, biological process: GPI anchor biosynthetic process. The record is from RefSeq and is a predicted model, not a curated record. Gene Ontology annotation, molecular function: mannose-ethanolamine phosphotransferase activity. Lineage: Eukaryota; Metazoa; Arthropoda; Insecta; Diptera; Drosophilidae.
CAGUUGGCCUUGGGAUUACCUUUCAAAUAUUAAAACCUAGGACUGGAACAUGGUUACAAGUUUAGCUAAUUCUAUUUCAUAAUUGUAUUCAAAAACACAUUACACCAUGUGGAAAGUUCAGGCCUUGCUGGUGCAUCUCCUCCUGCUCGGAUCCAUUCUGAGCGUUUACUUUCAGUCCACCGUGUUAUCAGGUAUGGAACCACAGGUGACUCUCCGUGAGCUGGGCAUGCGGCCGCCUGCUGAUCGUUUGGUGGUCUUCGUUACCGAAGGCCUACGGGCAGAGUCCCUGCUGGGGGACAACUGCAGUGGGGUGCCAGUCCUGCGAGACCUAUUUAUGGAGCAGGGCUUGGUCGGUAUCUCGAUUUCUUCGGCGCCGACGGCAACUCGACCGGGUCACAUUUCAAUCUUUGCGGGCUUCAAUGAGGAUCCAUCGGCAGCACUCACCAACUUUGGCUGGAAUCCCACCAUCUUCGAUACCGUUUUUAAUCGCAGCCGAACAGCUCUGGGAUGGAUGGACAACAACACUGCCAAAAUCUUUACCCACUUGCCGAACGGGGGAGAGCCUCUGCGAUUCGAGACCUACUCCAAGCCAGACGUUUCUGGCAGCCUCACAGAUGAGUCCGUUUUGGAAAUGGUGCGCGACUUCGUGACGAAAACCUACAACGUACGGCCGUUGCGCAAUGCCAGUUCGGUGGUUUUCUUUGUUCACCUAGCAGACAUGAAGUUCGCCGGUGAGACUUUCACGCCCACCAGCUCCAAAUUCAAGGACAUGCUUAACUCCACCGAACAAGUUGUCCGGCAGAUCUAUGAUCUCUUUGAAGGCGCUUUCCAAGACAAACGUACGGCCUAUCUGCUCACUUCUGAUCACGGCAUGACCAAUAAGGGCCAUCAUGGCAAUAACAGUAGGCACGAGGUGGAAACUCCCUUCAUACUCUGGGGAAGUGGUGUUAAUCGCAAAGCCCCUGAAACUGGACAGCACUUCAUUGUCAACGACGAAGGACGUGAACUGCCUCUUUACGAAUUGCAACAGACUCAAUUGGCGCCACUCAUGUCCGCCAUUAUUGGUCUCCCGCCGCCCAAGAACAACAUGGCCCUUCUGCCGCUUGGCUUUGUGGAUGCCACCGUUCAGUACGAGCUCCAGGCUAUGCACCUGAACACCAUGCAGCUGCUGGCCCAGGCCAGUAUCCUAUUAACGCGACAUGAGAGUGGCGUAUUUUCCAAGUUCAUGCCCAGUUAUGAGUACCUUGACUUUGAAGGGAUCCAUCAGUAUUCGCUGAAAAUGCUGGGACUGGUCAAUAGACAGCGGUAUGAGCAGGCCCUGAUGAUGAGUCAGAAGAUGGCGAAGCAGGCUCUGCAGUGCUUGGAGUACUACCACACGUACUAUGAGCAGGCCCUGCUCAUGGCCACCACCGCCUCCUACAUGUUGUGGUUCCUCUGCCUCUUGCUAAAACUCACGCGUGAGUCCAUCCACCCCAGGCCAGCUCGCAAGGGACUUGUUACCUGGACCACGCUGCUCAUGUGCCUUGCAGGACUGAUGAUCGUGGUGGCGAUGAUACUGCAGAAUGUCCCCUGCGUAACGGCCUUCUAUCUUCUGCUGCCCUACGGAAUUCUAAUUCUAGCCUUGGGCGAGCUGCCCACCAAAGGUGUCUGGGUCAUGAAUCUUAUCUUCCAUCUGUCCGGGAUCGUGAUGCCUGGUUUUCUUGUGAUACUGAUGGCUUUCCGCAACAAUCACAUCGGCGUGCUCUACGGUGCACUGGCGAUCCUGAACAAUCGGAAGGCAUUCCUCAGACCGUCCGUAAAGUUAUUUUCCUGGCUAGGUCUCGUCAUCCUGCUGAGCGUUCUCCUGGUGUUGAAGCAGAACCCUAGCUUGGAUUGGAUUACCAAUAGCAUUACGAGUUAUGUGAGCGAUAAACACGUGCUGUGCUUCAGCAUGGUAGUGUCCCUGGUGCGUCCAUUGGUGCUGCAGCACCAACAUUCCUUUCGAGUGUGGCUCGUCAACGUUGCCUCUCUGCUGGUUGUGGCAUAUGGAGUCUACCAGUGCGACGCGGAUGAACCCGUUUGCACUUAUGUCUAUUUGGCCUGUUGGGCUUUCCUGGCCUACGCCCUUCUCUCGAUCCCCUACAGUGGAAUUAAGGAGCCAAGACGCCGCCUAGAGCUGAUCAUCUUUAAUAUGCUGACGGCCCACAUAAUGCUGACGACAUCUUCUGAAUCGCUAAUUGUCCAAAUCAUGGUCACCGAGUUUGUGCUGGGCCUGGAUAUCUACGCAGAAAGCCAUGGGCCAAAAAAAGUUAAAGAUGGCAAUCAGAAUGAGAGCAGGGAUCAAGAAGGGGAACAGCACGACGGGGGUCAGGAUCAAACGGAACCUAUAGAUCAAGAACCACCUAAAGGUCAAGUUCCGCGGCAGCACCUCCGGCUCUCCUAUCGUUAUGCCUUCCUCAUUCUGUUGUACUUCUACAUAUCCUUCUUUGGCACUGGACACUGGUUCUUCAAUUUCACCUUCAAGAACACCACUUCGCGAUUGUUCCUCUCGCACUUCUGUCUGUUUGGAGCUAUCGCCUUCAGUCUGCUGAAGAUAUUCAUACCGUCGAUCAUCAUAAUCUCAAGCAUUUACGCUCUGGUAACCUUUGGUCGCAAGAAAGCACGCUCCAUCUUCAUCUGCCUUUUCCUAAUGACCGAGGCCAUGAGCCUGUUCUUCUGCUACUUUGUACAGAAUCGCGGUUCCUGGCAGAAAGUUCGCGAGUCAUUGGAUUGCCUCCUGGUUACACAUAUCUUUUCUAUUUUGUUGCUUGUUUGUGCCUGGAUUGCCAAAGGAUUUCUCAUCAAUACCACUUAUGAGAAGCCCCCGAGCCCCAGGCCAAUAACUGUAAUCGCAAAUGUUACGUCGCUAAGUGAAGAUAGCCAGGCGUAGUUUAUUUCGGAAAUAAUGUCAAAAUUUUAUUCUGUAUUAAUUCACUUAUUGGUGUAACUGUUAAAUGAUCUUCAAUAUAGUUUUAAUCGGUUGAACUCA